UUACCUGAGACCGAUGUCAAAAAAGGAGUGGAUUAGUUAAACGACAGUCGAUAUACUACGAGGCGAUAUUGUACAUUUCGCUUAUUAUUCGUGUAGUUAAAGAUCUUUGAUAGGGAAUACAUUACGCCUGAAAUACUGGAUUUAUUUAAAUAUUUUAGUUUUGGUUAGAAUACGUUUAAAAUUAAACAUUGAUGAUAUGACUGUGAGUUUGGAUACAACCAUAUACGAUAUAGAAUUACCUUAAAGGACUUACUAUAAUAUACAUAUACGGUUAAAACACUCCAAUACCAGGGACCAAUAGUUAAACUCUCAGGCUUAUACGUAUAAGGGAAUAUUCAUACGUGCUUAUAGAUAGUUUUAAAGGAUAUUUUAGUGAUAACUUUUGGAUACCAAGUCAAUAGCGCGUCCCUGUAAGCAGUGAUAUGGGUAACUGCGCCGGAAAACAGCGGAAGGAGCCGCCUGUCACGCACAACGCGCUGGGCCGGAAGCGGGUCCACGAUGCGCAAGAUUCCUAUGUGCGCAGGGCUGUCGACGAACCUGACGGAAAGGAUGACGAUACGGAUUCUGUUGGACCAGAUAAGCGGAAUAGUAAGGAUAAGGAAAUGUUCCACGGAGAAUUCGACUGGGAUCCAGACGCAAUUUUUCCUCUAAUGCCGGCUUCCGGUGAUGAAACUGACCGCCGGAAGAGACUUAAGCACAUGCGCACAUUAGUGAGCAACAACUACGAUGAGGAUGAUCUAUUAGAUUGUAAGGUUGACCAUAAAGCACGUGACGUGGACAUCCGGGAGUACGAUUUCCCCUUCGAGAACCUCGCGUUUGAAGGAGGCGGAAACAAGGGGCUGGCCUACUGCGGGGCUGUAAGGGUUCUAGAGGAGCUGGGCGUCUACAGCCAGGUGAAGAGGUACGCAGGGGCCAGCGCCGGAGCUAUGACGGCCGCGUUGCUAUCUGUGGGCUACAACUCGUACGAGAUUGAGGAAUUCCUCAGCCAAGAUCUCUCUAAAAUCUUUCUUGAUCACUCAUGUGGUUUUAUGAGUCUGCUGCCAAACCUACUCACCGGCUACGGCUGGAAUCCAGGCAAGCGGAUAUACAAAUGGUUCGGACAACAACUAGAGGCCAAAACAGGAAACGCCGACGUCACAUUCGCCGAGAUCCUUGAGCGGUUUGGUAAAGAGUUAUGUGUGGUCGCCACUAACCUUAAUAUGAUGAACGCCGAGUAUUUCCACCCCAAAACAUCCCCAGACAUGCCCGUCCGCAUGGCUGUCCGAAUGUCCAUGUCAAUACCAGGGUUGUUCCAGGCAACAGAGUACCGCAUGCACGGGGAGGAUAACACGUAUGUGGACGGGGGACUGCUGUGUAACUACCCGAUCAACUGUUACGACGGUUGGUGGCUGUCUAUGAAGAUGGAGGACAGCUUCCUAAACAGGCUGCAGCCCCUGGAAAACUUCCCAAAACUGUUCGAGAAGAAAGAAAGAUUUGGGACCUAUAACGAGCAUACACUGGGCUUCCUAUUGUACGCGGAUAACGAGCGGGACAUAUUACGAGAUAUUCUUCAACAGAGAGUCGGGGCGGAGUUACCGGAGUUUCCGAAAACAAAACUCGCCAAGGAGAAAAUUAAGAAGAAGAAAAAGCAGGAACAAGUGAAACUUGAACACAUUCGGAACCUGCACGCCGUCUCUGCUUUCCUGAAGGUUUUGAAGAAGCAUAAUAAGGACAACGAUGACAAAAUCAACAAAACUGAGCUGAAAAACGCCCUCAAUGAUAAAGAUGGCUUUCCUCCACGUUAUGUAGAACGUUUGUUUGGUAAGAAUGUUACCGUUGACGAAGCAAUGGCAGCGUUGGACGAGGAUGGAAAUGGAGAGGUAUACUAUCACGAGAUCGUGCAUUUCAUAGAACGGACGGGCGUGUCCCUGCAGGCACGAUUCCUUGGUUACCAGCGAAAGGAGAUUAAAGGGUUGUUCUCCUUCUUUGACACCCUUCAGUCGGCACUUCUUACAAACGUGAAGAGAAUUGUGGUCGAGGAGCGCGACAUUGAGCGAACUAUCGGGAUCAACACUGGUCACGUGGGUACCUCUGACUUUACACUGGAGCAGGCGGACAGGGACUUUGUUAUCGAGCAAGGAAAACGUUCCGCAGAAACAUUCCUCCGUUAUUACGUGGUGAAAAACGAUCCACCUAAAAAGAAAGCUAAACAAGUUAAGUCAGAACAUGAGAAUGUCACAGGUCACGGUCAGCCUCAUUCUGACACCGCGCAUGCGCAGGUAAACGGCACGCAUGCAGAGGACAACGGUGACGUCAAUUCCAACGCCCAAUCAAAAAGCGUUGAGGUCCAUGUAGAUGUGAAUGGCGUACAAAGUGAGAACACAGUGGAAGUUAAAGACAUAACAAUAGAAGAAUCGACCACAGAGUUGGAACCAGACACAGACAGCGAUCCUCAAAAUUCAUCUUCAGUGCCGCUUUUGCCCGAAAACACGUGACGUUAUUGUUGAAGUUCAUUGGUUGUUCGCUCUUUGGGUACCAAUUCUGUUUAACAGAUGGUUUAUUGUCAUGUUUGCGAUUUUUCGGACGUUGACAAUGGAGAGUAAGAGGUUAUUAGGAGAUAACGUUUAUCUUGUACAGAGACGUUAGAUGUUUGAAAAUGUGUAAAUACAAUGAUGCAAGUCAAACAAGUCCUUGCCAUAUUUUACCUUAGUUUGUGGUACAAUUUAAACUAAUUAAAGAUUGCUUAAUGUAAUUGUUUUGACAACACAGACUUGCCAUUUUGCUUUUGUUUUUACUUUAGCGCUAGUUAGGUUUUUGUUUUAAUAAUAUUGUCAACAGCUCACUCUGCAAUAAUGAACCAAUCACAGCAGAUGCAUGCUUUUGACAAUGGAAAUUAGUGUGAUUAACGAAAUUGUUGUAUGAAAUUGUACUUAACUUUUCCACAGUCAAGUACAGUAAUGUUGUUUCAGAAAAUCAGGUCAUAAUUGAAACAUGGCUGCUGACCAAAUUAUGGUCUAUUUUCAAUGGAACUUUAUAUUGCUGGCAUGGUAUCACCAUUUAACAUUGCUGUCAUGUUGUUCACAUUGAUUGUAGUUUUGUUGUAAAUAUUUAACAUUGUUUUUAUGUUGUUAACUUUAACAUUGUUGUUAACAUCGAACAUUGCUGUCGUGUCGUUUACAACAGUGUUGUAAUAUUGUUAACAAUUGAUAUUGUUGUAAUGUUGUCAACACUGAAAAUGAUGUCAACAUAGAACACUAUGGUAAUGUUGUUAAAAUUAACUUUGUUGUAAUCUUAUCAACACUGAAUGUUAAUGGCAUGUUGUUAAAUAGGGAUAUUGUUGUAAUUGUUGUAAUGUAAGUGAUAUUGAACAUUGCUGUUAUGGUGUUAAAGCUGCACGCUCACAGAUAUAUCAUUUUACAACUGUUUUAGUUUUUGUCUUGGAAAGAGUAAAUUUUUGCGUAAAUAUCUGCAAACCAAUGAUAUAAGAUUGCUGACAAAAAAUCAGAUCGUAGUUUUUCAUAUUUCCGUUAGAAAGUCAAUGUUUCAUGGCUUAAACUAACGGUUUAAGAAAAAUGCAUAAAACAUCAAUUUCUGAACUUAUGAUAUAAAAAUCUGCGAUAACUGGUUUCCAUGGAUUUUCGCAAAAAUUGCUCGUUCGAUGGCAAAAAAAUAAAAAGUUGUCAAAAUGUUCAAUCUGUGAGAGUGCAGCUUUAACGGAGGACUACGCACACUGUACUCGCCAUAUAUGUAAUAAUCAUGUGAAUUAGCCAACUGGCUUCUUGAGGCAUACCACUGAUACUCAAAUUUUAUCUAUUUAUCAAUACAUAUUUUUUAACCAAAUAAUUAAUACCGCCUUUGUAAGACACUGGUAUUCCAAGUAUAUGAUCCACUGUGCUCACACAAUUGUUUAUGUAAACUGACAUAUUUUCAAUGCAAAUUAAACGAUAUAAAUGAC
Mya arenaria is the source of this 3934-nucleotide messenger RNA. RefSeq lists its product as uncharacterized. Gene Ontology annotation, molecular function: calcium ion binding. The transcript is spliced from 18 exons. The record is from RefSeq and is a predicted model, not a curated record. Gene Ontology annotation, biological process: lipid metabolic process. The coding region runs from base 423 to 2474 and encodes 683 amino acids. NCBI's taxonomy places the organism in Eukaryota, Metazoa, Mollusca, Bivalvia, Myida, Myidae.